This is a messenger RNA of Mytilus californianus (California mussel), 7649 nucleotides long. RefSeq names its product low-density lipoprotein receptor-related protein 2-like. The transcript has 24 exons. Lineage: Eukaryota; Metazoa; Mollusca; Bivalvia; Mytilida; Mytilidae. The coding region runs from base 129 to 4373 and encodes 1414 amino acids. The record is from RefSeq and is a predicted model, not a curated record.
CUUUGGUCACGUGACACCAAUGAAUUGUGAAAAGCCUAAAGAACAUAUAUACCCGGUAUACACACCAGUUUAAUUAGUAUUGAUAUGAACAUCAAAGUACAAGUUUCAUAUCAUAAAAAGGAAAAAAAAUGGCAGGUGCCCGCUGCUGGACCAUACUAUAUUGUCUUAUUUACGUUUCUCAAGUUGCAUCAAAUGACAAAGGAUUAAUUGUAUCAACGUUUCCAAAUUGGAUGUAUAAUGGACAACUUAAUGUAUACCACGGCGAUCCUUCGACGUUUAUUACUGAGCAAACUGUAGGCCUUUCUAGACAUGAUGUUGAUUAUGAUGCUCAAGUAACGUCACUUGCGACUAAUACAGAAGACAAUUCAGUUCUUUUCGUAGAUGCAACAAAAAAUACACUUUAUAAUUUUGAUAAUUUUAACCUUUAUAUGAACCAAACUAGUCAACAAUUUACAGCUAUACAUACCGGUAUAUCAGCAACAACCAGUCAAAUUGCGUAUGACUGGUUAACAAAAAACGUAUACUGGACUGAUGGAUUCUACAAAUGGAUUGCUACGCACCCAGUCAUGAAAAAAGAAGAUAUGAGCCUGUAUAAAGUGUUAGUGACAAAGCAUUUAACAAAACCAGAGGGCAUAGCCGUUGACCCUUAUAAAAGGUACUUAUUCUGGUCCGAUGUGAUCGGUCUUAAAUCUAAAAUAGAAAGAUCAAACUUGGCAGGGGACGAAUCAACUCGAGUAGUGCUAGUUCAAAGUGACAGUCCAAUAUGGAUAUCAUCUCUAGCAGUAGACACUACAACAGAGACAUUAUACUGGGCAGAUAUUGGUCGUCAGACGAUUGAAACCAUUGACUACAGUGGAUCGAAGACCAGUAGAAAAGUUCUAGCAAAGCUUCUAGGAUCUGCAUUCAUAGCAAUAUCUUUAGCUAAGGAUGUAAUAUGUGGAAGUAACUAUAAAGAUCUCAGCGUGAGGUGCUAUGAUAAAAUAACGGGAAAUAACACGUGGUUUACAACUUACUAUUACAAAGAACCAUGGGCAGUGGCUGUAUAUGACAAAGAUAUGCAAACCAAAGCAACUCAUCCAUGUCAAAGCAAACAAUGUGCCCAUAUAUGUAUCAACAUUGACCAAGCAAAUGCCAAAUGUCUGUGCAAGGAAGGAUUCAAAUUGAAAUCUGACGGAUUGUCGUGCGAAAGUGAACAUGGAUUUUUGUUUGGAAAAGCCAUCAUAAUGGCCAAUUCAACUGAUGCUUGUAUGUACGAUGCUCACAUCAGCACAAAUGCUAAACCUACCGCUGACUGCUUUCUAUCAAAUAUGUCAGGCUUAAUGUAUUUUGCUGUUGACAGUCAUGAGCGCCAAUUUUACUACAUCGACGAAGUAUCAAUGUCGGUUAAACAAGUUGAUAUGAUAAGUAACAUUGAGAAGGUGAUCUAUACAGAUGCUACAGCAUUCUCAGGAUUUGCAUUUGAUUGGACAACGAAAAAUUUGUUCUGGACUGAUUAUCAGGGAGGCAAGAUUGUUGUUCAUUCCGUGUUAACAUCUACAACGGCAGAUUUAGUAACUUUGUUAGAUAAUCCGAGUUAUAUCACUGUAGACCCUCACAUGAAAAAAAUGUAUUGGAUCACAGGAUAUGGAUACACAGCUACUCUGGAAGAAGGGAAUUUAGACGGAUCUGGAUUAAAAACAAUUCUGGCUAAAGGAGAAAUAAGUUAUCCAGAAUCAUUGUUUUGGGAUGUAACGGCACAAAAAUUAUAUUGGAUAAACAAUGGUGAUCUAGUGAGCAUGAAACCAGAUGGAUCAGAGCCUAAAUAUCAUGCAUAUGUAGGUUAUGCAACUCAUAUAGCGAUAUAUCAGGAUUACACACUUUGGACUUCUGGUGACGACAUUCUGGAAAUCGCCCAUUUAGAUUCGUAUUAUCCUGAUACUACAGUCACUGCCAAUGAUUUGAAUAUCAUCAAAGGAUUAGGAGUCUACGAUGUAGACCUACAGCCAAUGGAGAUCAAUAACUGCUCAAACUACAACGGAGGAUGUCAACAUAUUUGUCAGCCAACAACAACUGGAAUGCAAUGUUAUUGUAAUUUUGGAUAUCAAUUACAAGCUGAUGGGAAGUCCUGUUCAAGUACUCCUUUUGAUGAUUCCUUUGCACUCCUUCCCGAUGUUACACAUGACAAAAUAUAUCAAGUAUCCUUGUCAAACGGGGAACUGCGAGCACUAGAUAUUCCUGACGUCGACGUUCCAGUCUCUAUUAUAUAUGAUAAACCAACAAAGAAACUAUACUGGACUAAUGCUGUCAAGACAGAAAUCCGAAGUUCCCCCCUGAAGGCAGCAGUAUCAGAAAUAAUUUAUGAUACCUGGUCCACAUUACCAGUUGGCUUGGCAUUUGAUUAUUCGUCGGGAUUGUUAUAUUUCACAACAGAGUAUUAUUGGGAUCCGAGUUUCAUAGGAUGUAUUUAUCCACACGUAGGAAAAGUCCACAAGAUUAUUUCAAAUUUAGAUUUACCAAAGAACAUUGCCUUGUAUCCAUCGAAAGGAAUACUGUUCUGGACUGAUAUUUCAACAGACCCUUCAAGAAAUUCUUAUAUUGGAUCUGCAUUUAUGGAUGGCACCGGGAUGAAGAAAAUUGUUGAUUCGAAUGUCAACUCGCCUAAUGGAAUCGUUAUUGAUUAUACAGCUGAUAGAGUAUAUUGGGCAGAUGCUGAUCUUAGUACAAUAUCAAGUUGUAGACUUGAUGGUUCAGAUAGGAAAAUAGUUAUAGAGGAACCUGGAGCUAUGCUUGUUGGCGUUGAUAUUUCACCACCAUAUCUGUACUAUGUUGGACGAAAUAAACAGUCCAUUUCAAAAUUUGAUCUGAAGUUGAACACUAAGAUAGAAUUCAUGAAUGAUGUACAUGCACUUGGAAGAAUAGAGUCAAUCCGAGUAUAUCCAGAACAAGCACAACCAGAGAAUGCUCAGUGUAAAAAGGAGAAUGGUGAAUGUGCUUUAUUUUGCCUGCCAACUGCCACAGGAAGAACAUGUGCUUGUGAAGAUGGCGAAACACUUAACGCUGAUGGCAAAACAUGCACUGGACAUAUCACCUGUACUUUGAGAGUUCCAAAUGCCAUCCUUGAAGAUAGAUGUAUAGGACAUGCAACUGGAAGUUGUAAUUUUACUUGUGCAGCUGGAUACGAAAAAACUGUAGACACAUUGGAUUGCGAUGAAAAAGGAAACUGGAAUCACCCCAUCUAUACUGCUUGCCAAAGUGUAACUGGUACGUGCAGAGCUUUCAUUCCAUAUGGACACGUCACGCCAUCUUGUGAUAAGAAAAUAGGAACAACAUGCUCAUUUGUAUGUAAUGCAGGAUAUGUUGCAAAAGAUAAUGAUCAGACUAUAUUAUGUACAGCCAGUGGUGCUUGGGAUAAGCCUUUAGGAGACCUCUGUGUUGCUUCCGCCAUUUAUUGUCCAAAUACUAUUACAAAUGGCCGGCUUGAUUCGCAGUGUCCACGUUCAUCAGGAAGUCAAUGUGACUUCUCGUGUAAUCAGGGCUACACGAAAAAUACCGAUAUAACUGCUUUGGUUUGCCUUGGAAGUGGACAAUGGAAUAUUAAAGGAGAGUUAUGUAAGCCAGAAUCAACAGUACGAUGUCCAUCAACUAUAAAAAAUGGUGCCUUUGGCAAUCAGUGUUCCUUCAGAGUAAAAGCCUCAUGUCCUUAUGUUUGUGAUAAUGGAUAUGACAAAAAUCCAAUAGUAGACCAAGUAAUGUGUAUGGAUACUGGCCGUUGGAAUUUCAAUUUGAUAUCUUUAUGUAAACCAGCAAUGAGUUCGUGUGAGAAAACUUUCAUGCAUGGACACUUUCUGGAACCUUGUUCCGGAUCACAUGAUUCCAUAUGUGGCUAUGUUUGUGAUAAUGGAUACAUCCAGCAACCAAUUGUCCAACAUGUCAUUUGCAAUGAUGGUAAAUGGGCGGUAGAUAGAAAUUCGUUGUGCAUUGAACAAACAGGAAAUGUGAUGUCUCCCCAGAAACAGGUUUCAGAAGGUGCAUCCUCAGGUGCUGUUGUUGGUGCAGUUAUUGCUGCUGUUGUUAUUACUGUGAUAGUAGUACUUGUCAUCGUGUUUUUCAUAUUCAAGAAAAGGACACCUGCAGGACAAUAUGUUUCGAACAAUACCAACUUAAAAUUUAAACGAUUCGAUGACACCAAUGUGCCAGUCGAACAAGGAAUAACUGGGUUUUCAAACCCUAUAGCUAACCAACCUGACUAUGGCAAUUUUAGUCAUCUCCGUGAUGAAGGCUAUGUCACUACAGAAAUCAAUCCAACAUAUGAAGGAGCAGAUCCAAAAGAUGUUAAUUUAGACGUUGCCAAAUCGCCGUCAACAAAUGGUGUUCGUACAAACAGCGAAGCAUAAUAUGAUUAUUGGUUAACUUUUGAAAUAAUAAGCACAGCUUAAAAUAUAUGAACUGUGGUGCAUUGUUUACAUGCAACACUCAUUACAAAGUACUACACAAAUCCAGCAUUAUUGCAAGGAAUCAUAUACAUUUCAGUCUGGUCGGUUAAUACAUAAUAUCUUGUAAUACAAUGUGAAGAAAUUGAAUGGAAACAAUGUGUAAAAAUGUAUUGCAAGCAACAGUUAUUAUUUAUUCAAUCGUGUGAUUUAUAUUGUUCAAGUGGCCUUAUUCCAGUUUAUGCAGUGUUUUUAUAAACUUUAGAGACAUUGAGAAUGUGUAUGUACUUUUCAAAAUACGUAUGACCAUAAGAGAAACAAUAUUCUGAUUUGUUUAGAAUUAAUGUAAAGCCCUCUGUUGUUAAUUGAUACAGAUUACUUACUAUUUUUUUCAGUUGCACUUGGUAGGACACUCAAUGCUUCGAUGUGAAAUAUUGUUUUGUAUUGUAGUUGUUAGUGGAAUAAGUUUAAAAUUUAAUAACAUGUACCGUCCAAACAGAUUUUUUCAAAAGUAUGUUUAUAUUGUAUAAAAAUAGGAAGAUGUGGCAUGAUUGACAAUGAGGCAACUAUCCACCAAAGACUAAAGGCAGAAGAUUAAACAACUAAGGGUCACCUAUACCAUAUAGUAAGCUUUAGAAGGGAACAUGUCAACGGAGAAAUCGAACGGCCUGACUUAUGCUAAAAAUAAUAAACGAAAAACAAACAUGGCAUAAAUGGGAUACUAGUAGUUGUUUCAUUGGCAAUCAUACCACAUCUCCUUAUUUUAUACAGACAAUUAACUACCAAUGAUAACCAUUGUAUUACAGGCACCCGACCUUCAUUGUGUUUAUUUAUCCAAAAUUGUUUUGAAAGUUUUAUUGAUUUUACCUGAGCUAUUACUCUACAAGAUUCUUCUAGUAAUUACAACUUUCUCUAUAUGAUAUAGCGUGCCUUUGCUUUUUUUUAAAGAAGGUUUGUUUGAAUACAGUUAUUCACAUGUUGAUGAAUAAAGGUCGAUAAAGGUAUCAAUAUGUGGUCAUCCUGAAUCUCUUAUAGUCAGUUCAGAGUUUUAAUUAAUUAAAAGAAACUUUAUGCUGAAAGGCAAUUCAUUUUUUUUUAAUUUUCAUUGAUAGCUUUUUUGCCAACUUAUACUAAAAAAGUUUGAACUAUUAACCUAUACAGGAUUUGAUUUAUGAAAGGAUAUAAAUGAAUUAAUUUAAUUUUGCAAUACAUUGUACUUCAAAUGUACAUAUUUUGUUUUUUUAUAAUUUAAUGAAAAUGUUGAUCUCGUUUUUCCAAAAAUGUAUUCAUUAAAAUAAUAAAAGCAGGAAUUGUUUGUCCAAAGCUUCUUUUAUAUGAAAAUAAAUAACAAACAAUUUAUAAAAAAAAGUGAGUGUUAAUCUAUCUCAGUGUCUUUAUGUCUUGCAUAUUUAAAAAUAUCUGGCAAAAUGGGAAAUUUAAUGUUAAAGUAUGUCUUUAAAUUUUCAGUAAUUUUGUAAGCAUGACACAAAAACUUCUCUAUUUGUAACAUUCAUUGUUCCUAAAGAAUUGUGUCCUGUUGUUUACACAAUGUUAAAAUAUUUGGUAGGAGGGUGUCUGUUCUCUUGCGGCUAAAAGGUCGGUAUAAAUUGGUAUAGAAAACUGUUGAUUAGUAUGGCCUAGUUUUUAUUCUUUUCACGACAUGUAUUUCUGUCAUGUAAAGAAUAUGCUCUCAAUAUAAGUGAAUCUGGCACAUCUUUAGGCUUAAAAGUAAUUUCAGUGACGUAUAUUUUUUUCUAAUAUUUAGAAAACAAUUGAGAAAAACUGCAUUUACUUAAAGUUUGAGGAUUUUUAUCAAUUUAAGUUUAGAACCCUCAUCCACCUUCAGUUAUGUUAUAUUUUUACAUUUGUUCAUUUACUGUAGAUAAACUAAUGUGUGACGUAAAUAUUUUUUUGUAAGUUUUGAAUAUUCCAUAUACUUAUCCAUAUAUACAAGAAAUCAUUUUUAUAAAGUGUAAAUAGUUAUGAAUAUAUGUGUAUUCUAAUUAUAUAUCUGUAUUGAAUCAUUUUUUUACAUUGUAUUUAGGGCAUUAUAUUUGUAAGUGUAAGCGAAUUAUUGUUGAAUUCUUAGAUUUCAUUUAAUGCAAAAAAGAUAUUGGGCUGGUCCCGUAUAUUUUUACCAUUACAAUGUAAUACAAAUUAUCAAAUACAGAUUAUUUUCAAUUUAAGAUAAAUAUAUUGAUAUUAAAGUUUGACUUUUUGUAAAGUAAUUCGGAUGUUUUAUUGAAUUAAACGAUUUACACUUGGUUUUGAUAUAAUUAGACACAAUGUGCUCUUUCACAUAUCAUAAUUUUGGACAUUGCUCAGAAUAGCUAAAUUUAGGCAACAGUAUCAAGUUGCUCCUUUUAAUCAGGUUAUUUCAUAUAUCUUACAGAGUAUAUGUAGUUUGAAAAUUAAUUCUGAGUUUCAUUGAUAAGUUAUGGGGUGUUUCCUGGCUUUUAAUCAUUUCUUGUAUUGACAAUUAUAGUAAGACAUUUUACCCAUUUUUAGUAUGUUGGUUCAGAAGUAUCUUCCUCCGGGAAGAAUAAAAAGGAAAUGAGAUAAUCUUUCCAGUUUAAAAGAAUAAUUGUGUUGACAUAUUUUGAUCUAGUUUUCUAGCAACGGAACCGAAGUGUUACCUUAAAUUGGGGGGAUAUGAUUUGAAAUGCAAGCAAAAACGACAUUGUGUGCAAUAUAUUUUUAAUCAUUGAAGCUGUGCCUAACUAUUUCAUUAUCGAUCUUGUUAUUUAUUUAAUACACGAACAGGGUUAUUUAUAUAUUGGGGUUCUACGGAGGACACACAACCCUUAUCCCAAAGUUACAAAAAUUUGAAUAUAACAUAUCUUUUUUUCCUAAUGAGGUUGAGAUACAAAUAGGGCUUUAAAAUCUAACACAAUAUUUCAAGAUACAUUAGAAUUAGAAAUUAUCUAAUACACAAAACGAGAUUUGACAAAAUCUUUGAAAGAUAAAAUUUUGUAUAGUGACUUUAAGAGCGUUGAACUGCAAUGGCAGCGUUUAAAAGGCAAAAACAACAAUGAAAUCAAGGCGUUAUUUAACUUUUUAGUAUUUUUAUUUCAAUAAUCAGAAGUUUGUUGUAUACCUCAGUACAAACAGUUCAGUUGAUUAAUGAGAAACUUGUUAAGGAGAUAUUAAGAAAUGAAAUAGAAGAAUGGUGUGCAGAGAGAUUAUCAUUAUUUUAUGUUAUUGAAUUGUAUUUUUCUAAAUAAAGAAAAAGACAAAUGA